AAUCAGCUGAUUUGGAAGAAAGGCAGGUUGUGACUCGUGUAUUCCCUUAUAGUUUGUGUUUUUGUAGUGAGUACUACACCUCGAUAUAUACCAUUUCCUGGGCUUGUUUCAGUCCCAAAAAGUGAUCAUAGACUGUCGAAAAUAGAAGAACUUUUAAAGUUCUGAAAUUAAUGAUCUCUUCGACAAGUUAAGUGCGUAUUUGUACGAUUCUGAGCUUUCUGAAUGUGAGCUUAAUCCAUGGAAGAAAGGGAGGAAAGGUGAAGAACUAAAGUGGAAGUGUUUUUGGAGAUUUUGGAAAUUUGGAAAAAUGGCCCAUUCCUUGGCUUCAAAUCCAAUGUCAUAUGUCUUUAAUCGACAGAUUGAUGACAAAAUUGAUCAUCGUGAACGACUUGUCAAAGCGAGAUUCGAAAAUUCGGAGAAUCUCUUCAGGAAAAAUCUCCUCUCGCAUUAUGGGUGCGUCAAUGCAAUCGAGUUUUCGAAUCAGGGCGAUCUCCUCGUUUCAGGGGGAGAUGACAGAAGAGUUUUAUUAUGGAGAGUAGAACAAGCGAUUCAAGGAAUCGGAAAACCGACCGUAAUGCGAGCUGAGCAUUCUAGUAACAUAUUCUGCCUGGGUUACGAUAACAGCAAAUCAAAAAUAUUUUCAGCAGGCAAUGACGAUCAAGUAAUCGUGCAUAAUCUUCAAACAGGAGACCCUUUAAAUUUUUUUUUGCACGAAAAACCUGUCUACGGUUUGUCGAUUCAUCCACACAACGAUUUCGUGUUUGCAAGUGCCUGUGAUGAUGGCAGAGUUCUUAUAUAUGACAUCAGAGGCUCCACAGAAUCCUUAUGUUUGGCACAAUACAAAAGCGCUUUUCACUCCGUUAUGUUCAGUCCAAUCGACUCGAAAAUACUGGCCACUGCUAAUGCAAAGGAAGGGGUCAGCUUGUGGGAUAUUCGGAAACCGUUAGAGCCUGUCUUACGAUAUGGAACCGAUGGACCAUCGCAAAGUUGUAUGUACGUAAGAUUUAAUUCAGCUGGAAACAGAUUGCUAGCUUUGAGAAGAAGAUUGCCACCAGUUUUAUACUCAGUGGACUCGCCAAAACACCUUUGUCAAUUCGAUCACCGUGGAUAUUAUAACAGUUGUACCAUGAAGUCUUGCUGCUUUGCAGGAGACAAUGACGAAUAUGUUUUAUCAGGUUCUGACGACUUCAAUCUUUACAUGUGGAAAAUUCCCACCGACGAUACCCAGUGGGUCGACUCUGCACAUAUGAAAUUGUGUGGUCACAGAUCGAUCGUGAAUCAAGUGCGCUACAACCAAAGCAGUUGUAUUUUAGCUUCCUCGGGAGUGGAGAAGAUUAUCAAAAUCUGGAGUCCAUUUCCCCUAGGCUACGGUUCCUUAGGAGGAUUGAAGAGAGAAUCAGGAAAGCAGGAAAAACAACGUCGAGUUUUUGCUCAUAAUGAGUACAUUGAUUUGGUUCUGCGACGUGGACAUUUCAUGACUCACGAUUAUAGUCAUCAAUCGACGCGGGAAGAUCCUCGUAUGAUGGCUUUCUUUGAUUCUCUAGUACAACGUGAAAUCGAAGGAUGGAGCUCUGGAGACGUUACGGCGCCACAAACUCCUAGUGAUACCGACAAUUUAAAUGCGAGAAACUCCCACAAUGGGACGGAUUCAGAUGAUUCGUUGGAUCUGUCCUCGGAUCGUCAAUUAAUGCUCACUAUACUCGGGCCGACAGUGAAUUCUCGAAAUUCUUCGACGGGAAUGGCGCCAGAAAGGCCUUCGGAAUCACCGAAUCGAAUAACUCGUCUCAUAGCAAAUCGCAGGACGAAGCUGAUGAGACUGGCCGGAAUGGAAACCUCGGAGACAAACACCCCCAACACUCCCGCCACUUCCACCACUGUCAGCGCCACAAAUGGUCAUGCUGGCGAAUCCAGUUGUGUUUCGGAAACAGUGGCUGAGAGCUCGAGAACAAAAAGCAAAUCGAAAUCAAAAUCAAAGCUGAAAGGUGCCAAGAGAAAAUUGAACAAAAGCUCGAGUAGAAGCAGCAGGACCAGACGAUCGGCGGCUGUUGAAUUUCAGACUGAAGAAGAGGUGGAUGCAACCCAGCCAAGUACAAGUUCGGGUGUGAUUUCGCGAAGAUCGAGAUAUACUUCGACGCCUGUUGAGUGCAACCCGAGAAAUUCUAGUAGCAGCAGUUCUGAUGACAACGAUAUCGAGAGUUCGGUGAAGAGAAAAACCCCCAAAACUGAUUCGGACAGCUCGUCGAAAACGCACAGAAGGAAACACAGGAAGUGUAAAAAUAAUGUCAUGUUGAAAAUAAUGGGUGGAAAGAACAGCAGGAAAAAGCAGAAGGUCGAGAAUGAGACAGAUGAGGAGUGGUGGAAGGAUAUGGUAAAUGGUUCAAAAACGGACACAGCCGAACGUCAGGAGACGCCGGUGAAAAGAACCAGCCGAAUUCCUCCAACCUCAGACAGUGGUAUCACAUCAGGAGUUUCCACCGCCGAAAAAAGUCGAGCUUCAGUCCAAAAUAAUGGAAAAGACAGUGAGAGUUCAGAUCACGAGCAAAAUCUGAAAAGUCUCGAGAACUUCAGGAAAAAAGUGGACGCUACAAAACGCAGUUACCGCAAACGCACGCAAUCAGUCUCGUCCGAUUCUUCCGACUAGAAUCUCGUUGAUCAUAAACGUAAACCGUCAAUCUCUUUCCCUUUUGUAAAUAAUGGAGCUGUGAUUCCUUGAAGUAUAUUUUUAUAACACUAAGUUUAACCCCGCGAGGUCAAUCCACUUUUCUAUCUUUGCGUUUUUUUUUCUUGUUUUUUUUUCUUUCAUUUAUUUUUCGCGUUCGCCUUUCAAUUCAUCGUACCAAUCCCGUCUGCGUGUCCCUAUAGUAAAUCCAUCAUUCGAGCGAUCGAUAGAAAUAUUGAUAAAACUCGAUUGUUUAAUCGUGAAGAUUGAAUCGGAAAGAUCGCUUUCUGUAACGAUUUGCUUCGAAUAAAAAUGCAAAUCCGAAUGAGUAUUAAUCGCGAUUUUGAGGAACUGAAUUAUUCGGGUUUGAUGUAGUGAUUGAAGCCAUUUUAGUUGAACUAAUUGAUGUAUUCUCGACACUAUACGCGCACCAUGGGAAAAUAAUAAAAUGAUACAUUGGUACAUACUUGUAUUCUA
Molecule: messenger RNA, 3136 nt
Organism: Belonocnema kinseyi
Lineage: Eukaryota; Metazoa; Arthropoda; Insecta; Hymenoptera; Cynipidae
Product: DDB1- and CUL4-associated factor 5
Exons: 8
Coding region: 308-2641 (777 amino acids)
Biological process (GO): negative regulation of fatty acid biosynthetic process
Cellular component (GO): Cul4-RING E3 ubiquitin ligase complex; cytoplasm
Molecular function (GO): protein binding
Source: RefSeq, a predicted model, not a curated record